AUUGACGCCAUCUUGAACCAAUACAAGUGAAGAACAGUUUCUCUCCAAUCAGAAUGUAGUCGGAACCGUAGCGUUAGACAUGGCUUCACAUGAUGAACUGGUGCUGUAACCUCCAUUGAAUGGUUUCGUCGAACUGAGGGAAGUCUAGAAGAUCAACAUGCAGGCUGCUAUGGACAUCACGGCAAAGUAUUGCCAUAAAGAAAUGGAGGCUUACGGGUCAUGUGUGACUUCAAACCCAUCAACCUGGCAACAAACAUGCAAUGAUCUGAAGAUGAAGGUUGCACAAUGUACAUCAUCACACCCAGUGAUCCAGAAAAUCAGACAGGACUGCUCUAAGGAAUUUGUAAUGUUUGAGGCAUGUCUACGAGAGAACCAGGAUAAACCUACAAGCUGUUCACCGCAAGUGGUUCGCUUUUUGGGCUGUGCAGAAGCAGUGGAUCUCCGUGGAGUGGAUACAAAUCCAGUACCUCAGCCAACAUAGAAUUCUGACAUCUUAGCAAUAUUCAUAUUAAACCUGUUAUCACAGCAAUAAAGGUUGUCUCUUUCCCUUA
Messenger RNA from Betta splendens (Siamese fighting fish), 551 nucleotides. RefSeq names its product coiled-coil-helix-coiled-coil-helix domain-containing protein 5. The transcript is spliced from 4 exons. NCBI's taxonomy places the organism in Eukaryota, Metazoa, Chordata, Actinopteri, Anabantiformes, Osphronemidae. Bases 158 to 481 code for a protein of 107 amino acids. The record is from RefSeq and is a predicted model, not a curated record.